Nymphaea colorata (pocket water lily) is the source of this 959-nucleotide messenger RNA. RefSeq names its product V-type proton ATPase 16 kDa proteolipid subunit. Lineage: Eukaryota; Viridiplantae; Streptophyta; Magnoliopsida; Nymphaeales; Nymphaeaceae. The transcript is spliced from 3 exons. The coding region runs from base 175 to 669 and encodes 164 amino acids. The record is from RefSeq and is a predicted model, not a curated record. Gene Ontology annotation, cellular component: proton-transporting V-type ATPase, V0 domain. Gene Ontology annotation, biological process: proton transmembrane transport. Gene Ontology annotation, molecular function: proton-transporting ATPase activity, rotational mechanism.
GGUGGGCGAGAAGAGAACACAGAAAAGGGAAACCAGACGGACAUCUCUGCCCAAAGAGGGGAAGGAGAGGGAAGCGAAGAGGAAGACGAGAUCUAGAAGAUCUAAUUCGUGUUUCUGCCCUUCGUCUCUCCGCUAGUCCCUUCUCAGAUCCGCAAUCUCAAGGGGGGAGCGAAAAUGUCGAGCUUCAGCGGAGACGAGACCGCCCCGUUCUUUGGCUUCCUCGGCGCCGCGGCCGCUCUCGUCUUCUCCUGCAUGGGAGCCGCGUAUGGAACGGCGAAGAGCGGCGUCGGCGUGGCCUCGAUGGGCGUGAUGCGGCCGGAGCUCGUCAUGAAAUCGAUCGUGCCCGUCGUCAUGGCUGGAGUGCUCGGUAUCUACGGUUUGAUUAUAGCAGUGAUUAUCAGCACCGGGAUCAACCCUAAGGCUAAAUCAUACUACCUUUUCGACGGCUACGCUCACCUAUCUUCUGGUCUGGCUUGUGGCCUGGCCGGUCUUUCUGCUGGGAUGGCCAUCGGCAUAGUCGGUGAUGCUGGCGUCAGGGCUAAUGCACAGCAGCCAAAGCUGUUCGUUGGGAUGAUUCUCAUUCUUAUUUUUGCUGAAGCUCUGGCCUUGUAUGGUCUCAUUGUGGGCAUCAUCUUGUCAUCUCGUGCUGGCCAAUCCAGGGCAGACUAAGCAUAUUCAAAGAUAAGCAUUUUGGUUUGACUGUUCUUCAUGAAUCAUCAUUUGGUCUGAGAUCAGAGACCUGUUAUCCACUGUACUAUCUCUAGUUUUGAAUUUUUCAUGUUGGAACUAGACUAUUUUUUCUAGUUAUAGUCUCUACGUUGUUUAUUAGGGCACUAAAGGUUUUGGUUGAAAUAAAGCUUGUAUUGCCAACCUGCUGAAUUGUAGCGGAUCUUUUUUUGGUGAAGGAACAAGGUUUAACACGCUGUGAAAGCAGAUUGUAAUCAUGUUUUUAGUUUUUA